AUGAACCCUGAGCGCUAUUCAUCACAUCAAAGGUCAACCCAGUUACCACUACAGCGGCAACAACAGCAACAACAGCAACAACAGCAGCAUCAUCAUCAUCUGUACCAGCAUAUACCACAACUGCAAGGACUAUCUCAUGACUUUUCAGUAUCGGAUGAGGAACAGCAAAUACAUCACCAACCACAACCUCAAAACCACCCAUUUCAGCAAGCGACAACAUUUUCAGCAUCACAAGGCCAGCCUGAGUAUACCCAAGAGCAAGUUGCUGAACAACAAUAUGCACAACCAAUCAACACCGCGUAUGCACAAUCUCAAAUAACACCUUCAUCACAACAACAACAACACUAUUACAAUGUGCCUGCACAUCCUGCAUACCUCACACAAGAAAGCGUUAAUUUGAGCUUACCCCAGUCACAACAACAUCCUAAUUAUAGAGCUACUGGUCAGUUCAGUAACAUUGCAUAUACCAAGCAACCUAUGGAUCACACUAAUCACGCAGUUACAAUGGGCCAGACUUAUCCACAACAAAAACAAUACCAACAGCAGGUGCAGCAAGGUGUGCAGCCACAACUGUCUAUGCAACUGGUGCCGGGCGUCGAAUUUCAAUCACAAUACGAACCUAUUCCGAGUCUGUCAUCGACAAUUAUGGCAUCAGGCGAGUCGUAUCAGCAGAGCCAAUAUAGUCAACCGACUACUACUUCAUCUCCUUAUGUGCUACAGCCACAAGGUAAAAUACAACCACAGCAUGAUACAAUAAAAGAGGAGAUGCCCAAAGCCCCGCCUUCAUCGCACGUUAGAAGACACAAAAGAAAUAGUUCAUCCAUCUCCUCUGUUCUAUAUUCAGCCGCAUAUGAAGAAGAUUUGAAAAAUCUUGCACUUACAAAAGUCAAUAUACCGUUGCCUGAAUUAGCCAGAAGGAUUAAACAGCUGGAGUUCGACAACUCAAGCUUACCGCCAAGUUCACGGUCAUCAACCUCACAAGACACUUCUUCAGUUCCACAAAUAGCUGCUCAUUCUGCUUCAGGUAUCGAAAGGGCCCAAAACUCAAAAGAGACGCAACGACUGGUGUUUGGGAUGGUAUGGCUUCUAACGUCAUGCGAGGUUUCACCAACAGCAGUCAUACCCCGCAACCGAAUAUACGCUAGAUAUGUCCAGGUUUGCGCUGACAAUAGUCUAGCUCCUUUAUCGCCUGCUAGUUUUGGAAAAUUGGUAAGGAUCUUAUUCCCGACAAUAACAACAAGAAGGUUGGGAAUGCGAGGACAGCUGAAGUAUCAUUACUGUGGAAUUCGAUUAAAGGGCGAGCAAAGUAUGCAGCUGCAAUUAAUGCAACAACAACAGAAACAGAGGUCUCACCAGAGACAGCAAUCAUUUGCAUCGGAAUUUACCUCACAAUCACAAUGGCAACAACACUUGCAAUCGCCUGCUCGCCUUGGCGCCAGUGCAGGUUCUGUUGCACAGUCGCCACACUCAACUCACUCGUCAGUGUCUUAUGAAGAAUCUCCACUAUCGACAUUUGGUGCUAAUACUCCUUCAUAUAGCCCUAUCAAUUCUCCAUCGAUACUUAUGUCAACUUCUAGUUCCGAUCAGCUACCUCUGGUAUCACAUAUGAAGUACAUACCUGACUUAUUCAAGCUUUUGGCGAUGGAAUCGGUAGCGGCCAAGUCUUACCCAUACACUCCCAUUGAACUUCCACCUAUAUAUCCGCACUUGCCCAAGGACACUGAUCGUGAUAUUGCUGAUACAUUGUAUUCACUAUACAAAGUUCACGUGACUACAGUGUUUGAAUCACUCCGAUUUAUGCAACUCAAACGAUUGUUUUCAAGCUUCAACAAUUUCAAUAGCAUAUUGUCGACCCCAGUUUCUAAGUUAUAUACAUCAGACUCCACUUUGGAAUGGGUGCGUCAAUGUGAUUUGAUCAUGUAUAAGAAAAUGAUUCGAAUGUUGAGCAAGUUGCAUAUGCAGUACAUGAUGCCUCAGGAUAAUAUCAAUCAGCUUAAGACCAUUGCCUCGAAUUAUAUUCGAACUUUGGGCAAUUCCAUUAUCAAUUCACGCAAUUCGAAAAACUUUGUUGCAUUGAAGUUGAAGAUGGCUAAGCAUUUUGUCAAUUUACUUAAUCGAUUGAUUAAAAUCAUUGAGACGGGAUCCACUGCAUCGAGGAUAAUGAAUGAUGAUAAUGAAAAACAAGCAAUGUUGAAUGAUUGGCAAAAAUUGAAUUUGGCUGAAUUGGUAUCACGAGAUGUUCCGUGUACUGAUGAAACAAAUUUGAAUACAUUGAGUUUUAUCUUGACCGAGGAAGUUGUAAAAGUGGUUGAAGCGCCAUCGGUCGAAGGCUCUUCUUCUUCCAUGCAAACGUAUGCCGACUAUAUUGGUGACUUGCCGUCACGCUUUCCAGGAGUCAACUCUCGAAUGUUUUUACUACUAUCUUCAAACUUGUUAACGUCUAUCUUGCGAGAGAUAAGUUUAAACGGUGGUGAAGGGUUUGGAGCGUGGUGGAUAGUGAGGUGCUGGGUGGAUGAAUACUUGGCGUGGAUUAUGGAAUUGGGAGGGUUUUUCCAAGAAGAGUUAACUGCAUAUACAAAAGAACAACAGGGGAGGAUACAACAAGCUGAUAAAGAUGUUGAGAUACAAAAGGAGCAAGAGGUUUAUCAAGGUCAGUCAGGGGGUGAUAGUGGUGGUGCUCAGGAUCAAGAACAAGAAGAAUACAACUUGAGCACAGAAACUUCAAUCGAUUUAUUGGGUUGA
Molecule: messenger RNA, 2742 nt
Organism: Lodderomyces margitis
Lineage: Eukaryota; Fungi; Ascomycota; Pichiomycetes; Serinales; Debaryomycetaceae
Gene: RFX1
Product: Rfx1p
Exons: 1
Coding region: 1-2742 (913 amino acids)
Biological process (GO): regulation of transcription by RNA polymerase II
Molecular function (GO): DNA-binding transcription factor activity, RNA polymerase II-specific; RNA polymerase II cis-regulatory region sequence-specific DNA binding
Source: RefSeq, a predicted model, not a curated record